AUGGAAGGUGGAGGAGAAGAUUCUCUGUCUAGAAAUUUAGGAAAUAACCCUCAGUUGCUUCAUCCAGGCCCUCAAUUAAGUGCCAUAGACAGGUUCUUAUGGAAUCACAACACUUUCUCUUACCAACAAAACUUCCCUUUGGAAAAUCAACCAUCUCUCUAUGGGAUUUCUCAUUUUCCUUCUAAUGAAGUAAAUCAGUUUCAGAAUUUUUCUUCAAAUGGCACAACCAGUAAUUACACUACUGGAGAGCCAAGCUUCAUGGAAGGACUUCUCCAUGGAAAACAAACUUUGGCUGAAAAUCUUUCAGUAAAUGUAAAACCAGCACUGGUUAAUCCUGACUGGAAGGAGAAGAGAGGGAAUGGUUCUUCUUCCGGAUAUCAGAUAAAAGGCCAGUGGACAGAUGAAGAAGACAGGAGACUGAUUAGCUUAGUACAUCACUUCGGAUUGAGGAAAUGGGCUGUAAUAGCUGAAAAAAUGGAUGGUAGAGUGGGAAAACAGUGUCGUGAGCGAUGGAAUAAUCAUCUGCGUCCUCAUAUCAAGAAGGACGUUUGGACUGAAGAUGAAGAGAGGCUGUUAAUUGAAGCACAUGAUAGACUUGGAAAUCGAUGGGCGGAGAUAGCUAAGUACAUUCCUGGAAGAACUGAAAACUCAAUAAAGAAUCACUGGAAUGCCACAAAAAGGAGGCAGAUUUCAAGGAGAAAAGUAAAGAAACUAGAAGGAGAUAGAAGACAGUCAACACUAUUACAAGAUUACAUCAUAAAAAAGUAUUUCAGUAAUGGUUCCACCGCCACUAACCCAAAUUCCGGCACCACCACCGCAGCAAAUCCGUCCAAUGCCGCCACACCGCUCUCUGACGAUGACGACUCUACAUUUUUCAGUUUCGAAUCAUGCGACGACGAAAUGGAUUUCAUGAAAAACCUGUUUGAAAACAAUCAGUCCAUCGAUUCAAUUCUCGAUAAUUGUCAACCAAUGAAUCCAGCUGAAUGGACAUCUGAGAAUACAUAUAGCAUCAAUAGUGAUGAAAAUUAUAAUCAUCCCACCAGCUUCUUCACUCCCCCAGGGACUUUACAGACAACUGAUUAUCAACUACCUGCUCUAGAAUAUGUGGAAAAUGGAUUAUUCCAAUCUGCUCCAAAUCCUCUGGGGAAUGAAUUUUUCCCUUCUGCUAAUUCAGAUUUAAUCAUGGAAUUCAAUUCUAACUUUCGAAGUGUGGGGACUGAAGCUUCACAGAUUUAUCCUGAUGAGUUUUACUUUUCAUAUCAAUGGGAUCGAGGCAAUGCUGAAAACAUGAAUUCAAUUAUAAAUCUGCCAACAAUUGAUCAAGGUACAACCUUUGGAAGCACAAUGGAGACGGAUUUGAUGGAUAUGGUUUCAUCUUCUCAGCCGCCUCCUCAACCAAGUCCAUACAAUGGCUUCUUCUGA
This is a messenger RNA of Fraxinus pennsylvanica, 1422 nucleotides long. NCBI's taxonomy places the organism in Eukaryota, Viridiplantae, Streptophyta, Magnoliopsida, Lamiales, Oleaceae. The record is from the annotation of a GenBank genome assembly.